This is a messenger RNA of Dalotia coriaria, 1170 nucleotides long. RefSeq lists its product as uncharacterized. The record is from RefSeq and is a predicted model, not a curated record. Lineage: Eukaryota; Metazoa; Arthropoda; Insecta; Coleoptera; Staphylinidae. The transcript has a single exon. The annotation marks the transcript as partial.
AGUAAGUGCUCGGUGCUCCGCAAGCGGCUCAACUUGCGCGCGUGCAAGUCCACCUCGCUAUCGCGGCGUAGCUCUUCGGCGAGCUCCGAGUGCGAAUCACAGCCGCGAAGCCGCUGCAGCCUCUUCGCGAGGAGCGCCGAAAGGUCUCAGCUGAUUUGCUAUAAGGACGACAACAAAGUCAUUACCAAACUCACGAGAUACAACACGUUCGAUGCGAAUAAAGACAAGGCGAAACACGCCGACAAAGAUUCCGAUCGCGAGAAAAGUCCAGCAAACACGCGCACCGGCGGUAAACGCGCCGCGAUGCUCACAAAGUUUCAAUCGUUGGACGAGCCAUGCACGCCCUCCACACCAUCAAAAGUCGUUUAUUAUGACACAAAGAGCAAUGUGAGCAUUUCGGCGCACGACUUCAACUCAGACUUCAAGAUGUUGAAGUAUGAAAAGAAACGGGCGGCGACGAGGCAGCGGCACGAUAUGAUCGCGGACACGGUGGACGCGUGGGCGAAAAAGAAAAACAUGCUGUCGAAUUUGAAAAGUUGUAUUUUUAAACAAACUGAUAAGGAUAUUGUGUAUAAGCCUUUGGUAUUUGGCGGUACGUUCCCAAUCGACGCGCCCACCGUGCAGUCUCCGCCGAGGAUUAAACUGCCGCCGGAUGAUCCCCGUCCGCCGUCGCCUCUCUCCCCAACGGAAUUACGCGUACCGCGUUUAAACAAUUACGCGGGCGCAGAAAAAUUCCGCAAAUACGGGCCUGCAAAGAGUUUUGAUAUAGAUCUACCGAUUUAAUAGCAACCUGAAAAUAGUUGUUUUGUUACGGCUCGCACAAUCAAACAAUAAACCGGUUGAAUUUUAUAAAAGGAUAAAAUGCGUAAGCGCCAUAAAUCAUUAAUGCAAACAAUCACAUGUUUUUAUUUUUAUCAUCAUCAAGUAGAUGACUGUUAAAAGUAAAAAGCCUUAGUGAAAGUUGUCGGUGUCGGUGUUAAACUGUUAAACUAAAAAUAUUGAAACGUUAAAUUAGGAUGCAACAACCCUCUAUGUUAUUUUGCAUUGUUGUUAAAUCUAAUUGCGGCAAAUAUAAAACAAAAACCACCGGAUGAUUAUACAAGUUAUACUAACGUUACAAAUGUGUACAAGUGCUUUUUAUAUGUUUACAAAUAAACAUAAUAUGCUAAA